AUGCUGAGCCUACCGGUCGUGAUCGCGGUGUCGGUAGGAUGCUCGGCCUUGCUCAUCGUCGGCGCAAUCCUCGGGGUAGCAGUUUGGUGGAGGACACGAAAAGAUCGUCUGUCGUUAGCAGUAGCGCAAGCUCAUAAUGGCGCAUCACAGCAAGAACAAGCUUGUAGCAGCUUCGUGACAGAUUCUCACCUCACCUCACCCUUGCCAACCUAUCCGUACAAAACACGCCACGAAUGGGCGCCACUUGGGUCACAGGAGACAUUUCAAAGGCCCCCGUCUCAACCUAAAAUGUUACCGUCUCCUUUGAAGAAGGAAAAGUCCAAGUCAAUACGACGGUCAAUCUCAAAAUCUCUUUCCAAAAGCCUCUCAAUAGGACGAAGCAGCCAAAAGCCUAUUCAUAUGGAACAGCUACCAAACCUACAGCCAGGACCACAGAAAAUUGUUUCUCCAGUCUAUCCCGAUGCCAAAGAAAAAGAACCCAAAUCUGCCAUCGCAGGUUUCUCAGAGCUACCCACUGAGAUAACUCCACGCAACACGCCAGAAAGGGACAGAGAUGAUAUACCUCAGCUUGAAACGUACAGUAGUCGACCGGGAUCUACUGCAUGGCCAUUGCUUCAGUCAGAGCAAAGGCUCUCCACCGUCACUGGAGGCCAUCCCACUUACUUUGACCAGAACCAUACGAGGAUUCGCAAUGGGAGUAUCACAGCCCAAACAGCUGGAAUGGCUCCGGAUAUGCCUAUGCCACCUACACCACUGAAGGUAGUACAAUCAUAUCAGUUUCCAAGAGAAGACUCUUUGAUGGGCAUGUCUUCAUUGAGUCUCGAGACCGCAAAUAGUUCAAUCUUGGAUGAUAAUUUGCGGAGGUCAAUGUCUGUUGACCACGAAUUCAAUUACUCACCAUCUUUGCCUCCAUGUCCUUCUUUCACACCCUUCAGCCCCUACGAUAUCGUGAUUGGAGGAAGCGUGGCUCGAGACUGCGCGUCACACAGAAGAACACAAUCUCAAAGACUAUCAUCAUCAACUGCGCAUCUCACAUCUGUAUCAAUGGAAUCCGGUAGAGGAGACCCAUCCCCUCGACGAAGUUUGACCACACGAGAAGUCUCACCUCAACCUCCAGAUUGGACCAGUCGAUUACCACGCCGCAGUGGAACGGUUCUGUCAUCUUCGUCGUCAGCAGGCCGCACUGGGAGCAGGCCCGUGAGUAGCUUAUCGAUCACUAGUCCCAACUCAUGCUUCCAUUCAGGACAAGGAUUGUAUUCUCGUGAGGAGUUUGGUUCUCAGAGCCAUCGACGCGAGAGGUAUUCAAUGUAUGAAAAGUCGCAGAGCAAAGAAAAUCAGAAUAUGAUUUUUAGCCAGAGUCUGGGUGAUCGUCCCAAGUCAACUCAAGCCCCCAGCCCAAGAGGAUCAAGAGAAAGCCUUGGAAGGAUCCCUUUAACUUCCGCUAUGAAAUCCGCUCACAGCGUGAAAAAGGGCCACAGAAGGCAGAAUUGCGUGCGAAUUUCCAUACACCCCCCGAUUACAUUUGGUGGUCCUGUCUUCUCACCAAUGCCGGAAGAGCCAGAAGAAGUGUUGGAUCUAGAGAAAGAUUUGGUCAAGCCAGCCCAACGGCGACAAUCAAUUCAGUCGCCACCAUCAGGAAAGGGAAGUGUGUCUUGUCCAAAUUCUUCAGAAAGGUAUCACCCUAGACAUAGUCGCCAUCGAUCUACGGGAUCCAUUAAGGACGAGUCCACACACCUCAGCGAGUCCUCCCCUGAUACAAACUCUCGUAUUCCUCGUCCACGUUCUUCUCGAAAGCGCGCACGCUCUGGAACGGAAUCUGCUGGCGAUGUCUUCACGUCAGAAAACCAAGCUGGAAUUCCUAACAACAUUUUCUCACGACCUCCAGGCGAAAGCAAUCUACUCACGACUCCGUCUCCGGAAAGACAUUCGCCGUUGUGGUCUCUUCCUCGCUCUGGUGAAUUCUCCGGCUCUUCACCCAAGUUCCCCGCAAACGCUUCGACAGGAAGUCCUCGGCGAGCGGCGCCAAAAGGACCACGCAGUCAACCGGAGCGUCAGCAGAAGAAGUCAGAAACUCCAUCUUUGACUAUCGACACUUCCUACGGUGGAUCUCCAGGCCAUGAGUCUCCUACCAAAAUGAGUGUCAAUAGAUCACACACUCUCGCCACAUCCCCGACAAAGGAUGUUCGGAAAUCCAUUACUCUUCUUCGCCGUAUGAAUAGCGAAGCUUGUGAUGAAGAUUCAAGAUCAUAUCGGCGCAUGGGUCGGAAUACCAGUCUCAUUCGACAUAAGGACGGGAACAUUAGGACGCCCCCAAGCAAUCAUAAUUCGGCAAUUAUUAACGACAGUUUGACUAUCUGGGAAGAUGUUGGUGAGGACGACAUUGUUAUAUCCCCCACGGUUCGACAGAAGAAACUUCCCUUCAAAGUCCUUGAGCGAAUCGACUCCCAAGGGACGGUCGAGGAGAACUUGAACGCGAUUAUGGAAAAUCAAAAACUGCUGGCUAUUCGCCAACUACCACCGAGCAGCAGUAUCGCUACCUUUGAAUAUCGUGGUCGGAACAACAACAACAACAGCGACAGUUCAGACGAAGUCGCCCCCAAACGGAGCACAAUAAUGCAGACCCCUAACAGCAAGAUCAGGGGCUAUGCGAGUGCAGCAGCAACUCCAGGAAGUCUGUACGAUGGAGAUGGUUUUUUGAAGGAAUAA
Molecule: messenger RNA, 2706 nt
Organism: Talaromyces marneffei
Lineage: Eukaryota; Fungi; Ascomycota; Eurotiomycetes; Eurotiales; Trichocomaceae
Exons: 1
Coding region: 1-2706 (901 amino acids)
Source: RefSeq, a predicted model, not a curated record